CCGGAUAUAUCCACGCUAGAUAUAUAGCCCUUGUUUUCCGUCCCUCAGUUCGUCUUUCCCUCCUCCUGUCGAUCGGGGCCACCUUUCUCACUCUUUUCUUCUCUUUCUUCUUCCUUCUUUCACUCCUUUUUUUCGUAGAUUUUCACUCUUUUAUUGCGUCGGGAACGCACAUGUCUCUGAAAGCUGAACUCGAAACCUGGGCCGCGGCGCUCAAAGCUUACGAUGAAGAGGAUUUCGAAAAGUCCCUUGAUUUGUUCUCUCGGAUCGGUGAUUCGUCCAAGAUCCAGACGAAUAUGGGUUUGAUAUAUGCGACCCUUGGGGAGCACGAAGCGGCCGUUGAACGGUUCAAUGAGGCUACCUCGAUGGAUGGUUAUCUUGCUGUGGCGUACUUUCAAUGCGGCGUGUCCAACUUCCUUCUCACUCGGUAUGAUCUCGCAUACAAGGACUUUGAAGAGGCCCUGUUGUAUCUGAGGGGAAACCAGGCGAUCAACUAUGAACAGCUGGGGCUCAAUUUCCGCCUCUACUCUGCUGAAGUCCUCUUCAACAAGGGUCUGUCGCAGAUCUAUAUGGGCCGUUUGGAUCCUGGGUUGGUGGAUAUGCGAGAGGCGAGUCGUGACAAAGCGACUGACGAACAUAGUGUCAUUGACGAUGCAAUCCGGGACCGUGGUGAUGGGUACACCGUCUUCAGCAUCCCGGUUGGGGUCCUGUAUCGUCCGUCCGAGAAGAAACUGAAGAACGCGAUCACCAAAGACUACAUGGGUAAAGCGAAACUGAUCGCAGCUAGCGACCCCGGUGAUGCCUAUACCACAUUCACCGGCGUGACAUUACUCAAGCAGGGCAUAUCGCCAUCUGGUGUCUAUCUCUCUCGUACAAACACACGGAGUCCUGAGUCCGAGCCAUCUCUGAAUCGCAGUUUCACAGCUCCACCUACCGUAUCACUCCUACCCAAACCUGACGACGAACCGCGAGCUACCUUGACACGAUCAAAGACUACGCUCAAUGUUCAAUCAACUGCGCGAGAACUGUCGUCCUCCGCUCCAAGCUCUGCUCCGCCCAUAGUCCGAAGCAACACCGCCAUCGUUGCCAGUCGACCAUCGCCCAACGCAGGUAUCGGUGCAAUUGGCACUCCCGUACGUGGCCUCAGUGUACGCAAGCCAGGUAUUUCAUCCAGUCCUGCAUCGCCGUCACCUCCUCCAGAACCACCGGCCAAAGUUACUUCCCCCUCUCAGUCUCAGGGACCUCGGCUAACGGAACUUUACGACGGCUACCUAGAUGCCUACACCUCCGAGCCCCCCGCCCCGCUACCAUCCAUGCCACCCGAUCGUGUUGCUGCAUGGGCUAGCAAGAACGCCAAUCCCAAUUACCCUCCGGUCAUUGCCCGCUCUGCCUCGCGGAGUGCCCCCGCGAGUAAUUACGCGCCUAGCUCAUUCGGUGGGGGGACCAUGCGUAGGAAACUCACUAGACGUGGUACAGCCCGGCAGAUGGUCAGCCGAGCACCGAGUUCGUACGAGGAAGAGGAGGAAGGGUAUGGGAGUGGGGAGUAUGAAGAUGGACCGUUCGAGCUGGUCAAGAUCAGGGUCAAGCUUCACUACGAUGACGAAGUCCGCGGUAUGGCUUUAUCGCCAGAGACAUCGUUUGACGAGUUCAUGGACAAGAUCACUGUCAAGUUUGGUAAAGCCUUGAAUAUGAAGUUCAAGGACGAGGACGGCAGCAAGGUGACAAUGAGAGACGAGAGCGAUUAUGAACUCGCUAUCGAGACGGCGAGGGAGAGUUCGAAAGGGAAACCAGAAGGAAAGCUGGAGAUUUGGUGUACCGAUCGUUGAUGGGUAUAAUAUAUGAGGUUUGGAGGUUAACCAAAUAUUAAUCCUUGGAUCAGGGUGUACAGCCAGGUACUUUACAUUCCUGCAUCUUUAUAGUUUCACGCAUACCUACUAGUCAACUUGCUUAUUUUCGGUGCCCCUUUUGGCGUCGUAGUCUAUAGUUUGGUUCAUAUACGGAGUUUGUAACAAGAGUGUAUACCAGCUGCUUUUCCGGAUUUGUUCAU
Molecule: messenger RNA, 2044 nt
Organism: Desarmillaria tabescens
Lineage: Eukaryota; Fungi; Basidiomycota; Agaricomycetes; Agaricales; Physalacriaceae
Product: NADPH oxidase regulator NoxR
Exons: 9
Coding region: 171-1823 (550 amino acids)
Molecular function (GO): protein binding
Source: RefSeq, a predicted model, not a curated record